UCUCUUCUGUGCUCCUCUUGCUGAUGCAGUGAGAGAAAAUGAUAGAUGUCUAUUCCACUGUUGGCAGGCUGAUGACUGUAGGCCACUGCACAGUUUGUGUGUCAUUGAGAGGCUUUUUGGACUUGUUUUAAGUGGGUGAGUCUGGAAUCUAAAGAUCUAUGGUGCCAUGAGGGACCCGUGUCGUAUAUGUGGUGUCCGUGCGGUGGGAAGCCAGUGUCGCUGGAUCUUCAGCCCAGCAGCACAGAGGAAGUUACAAGUCAUCUUGUCCCAUGUGCUGGGCUGGGAGGUGACUCGCGAUGGUCGUGGAGAGUUCCUCUGUGGGAAAUGUGUGUUCCAGUUGGAGAAGGUGGUACAGUGUGAUGUUGACAUCAGCCAGCUACAGGAUGAACACAACAGUCAGAUUCAGAAGCUGCAUGCAGAGAGAGACCACCUGAUCCAGUGCAUCAUCCACAUCUACAAGAAAAACAACCCAAGCCCGGACAAGAGUGAUGGGGAAAGCACUAGCUGGAAGGCUCCACUCAGGUCCUCUGGGGUGGGCAGUCCUGAUGAUGAGGCUGUGUGUCAGCUGGUCUCUGAAGGACAGCAGUUCAGGGAGAGUGGAAGUGGUCUUGUGGAGAAUCGCAUGAAAAGGUGUGUGAGUCUGGAUCAAAUUGCUAGUAAAGGAGCAUUCCCAUGGCGUUCAGGCCUCAGGAGCAGCAGGGUGGGAUCAGCAGUAGGGCUCGAUGGUUCUAUGAAGAGCUUAAGUCUGCGAGGCACCCGCCAAUGUUCACAGAGCAUGUAUCUUGACCUGGUCCAGCGUAAGGGUACGCUACCUAGACCUGGAGUCAAAGGUCGCUCCACAUCCCUGCAGUCCCUCAACAGAGACUUUUCCUCAGAUGCCCCUCCAGACCCUCCACCCAAACUUAAGCUCAGAGAGCCCAAGGUGUUUGCUGCCAGACAUGGUUCCAUUGAUGAUCCAGGAGGGAAGGACCAGGCCAGAGCGCUGCUUCACAGCUCCUCAAGUCAGCCUUCUGUGAUCUCUGACCUGGUCCAGCUCCUGCGCUGCAUCUCCAAGCAGCAAGUCUCUGCCCCUGCAGGGAGCCACAUCCCUGUCCUAAAGAGGUUAAAUACUGGCCCUCACAACCCCCGAGUCAAGCGCAGACACAGAGAAGCAGAAUGGAAGUCUCUGCAUGACCUUACAGAGGAAUUUGAUGAUGAAUACACUCCUGUCAGAGUGAAGAAGCAGGAUGAGGUCAGUCGACUGGAGUCCUACAACAAGCUGCUGACUGAAGAGCUCACCCAGACAAAAAGCACCAAUGAGAACCUGACUAGAACACUGGAGGACACUCAGAAUGAAAACAAGAACCUGUUAGGGAAAUUGGAGGAGAAGGGCAAUGAACUCAACACAGAGAAGAAAAACGCUGUGAAGCGAGACAAAACAAUCCAGGGGCUUACUCAGGUCCUCAGAGAAAAGGAAAAAGAGAUUGCAGAACUGUGUCAUGAGAUUGAGGACAGGGAUGAUGCUUUGGCCAAGGCUAGAGAGGCAGCACACAAAGCCCAACUGCAGAAAUACCAGGCAAUAGAGGAGCACCAAAAUCUAUUAAUGGAAAAGCAGACCGAGCUGGCUCAACUCCAGGGGGAACACCAUGCCAAGGUGCUCGAAGCCCAAAAGCUACAGCGCGCUCUGGACAGGAAGGAGCAAGAGCUGGCUGACUUGCAGCAGACAAAAGACCAGCUAGAUGUGGAACUGGAGGACCUGCAACAGCAGAAAAAGAAAGGAGACAAAGCCCUGAAUGAUUUGAACAAUCAGCUCAAAAAGCUGAGUGGUGAGAUUGGGGACAGGGAGAGUGCUCUGGAGCAGCAGUAUCAGGAGCUGCUGGAUCAAACCAAAAGAAAACUGCAGGCCCAUGAGGUCACCAUCCAGCGGCUCACAUCCACUCUGUCUGAUAAAGAGCAGCAGCUACAGGAGUACAUAAAUAUGGUCAGAGACUUUGAGCAAAGCAAAAGCCCAGGAGGAAACGAUAAUGUGCUUUCCAAGCUGCGGCAAAGGCUGAAAGAAAAGGAGAAGGCUCUUGAGCAAGCGCUGGAUGAGAAGUUUGCUGCCAUUGAAGAGAAAGACAAUGAGAUACACCAGCUGCAGCUGUCCCUAAGGGAGAGGGAAAGAGACCUUGAUAGGCUCAAUAACCUGCUCUCUCACAAUGAGGAAACCAUUAAUAGUUUUGACAGUCUGAUCAAAGAGAAGGAUGUGGAGCUGCAGCAUCUUGCAAACACACUUAAGAACCUUCAGAGAGCCAAGCAAGAUGUAGAAGAUAACUUAAACAGAUCUUUGAGGGAGAAGGACUCCAUCAUCAGCCAGCUUCAGCUCUCCCUGGAGGGCAAGAGAAAGGAUAUGGAGGAAAUGGCCGAAUCAUUGCUGAGCCAGUCACAGACUCAGACCCGUGACCUCGCUGAACAGAUGGGCCAGAGGUUAAAGGUCACAGAGGUUGCGUUGGCUGAGGCUGUUAAGGACAGGGAAAGACUGGUCGCUGACAAUGAGAGUGCUGUGGAAGGACUGUUGGCUACAAUCAGCAGCAAGGACCAGCUCCUCAAGGAGUCUGCAGAGCACUACAACCGCAUGCUGUCUGAGCGCACUCAGGAGAUUCAGGAACUGAGGAGGCAGCUUUCUGAUAGGCAGCAACAGCUUGCCUCUGCUGAGAAGCAAAGCUCCACAACAGCCCAGGAGGGUUAUUUAGAGACUGCAGAGCUCCGAGCCCUGCUCACUGAAAAAGACAGCAUCAUCAAUAAGCUUCUGCAGCGCGGUCAGGAGAGAGACCAGUUCCUGGCAGAGAUGAGGCAGAGGGAGGAGCCAGAACAUGUGCUGGAGCUCAGACAAACUAUCCAGAUAAUGCAGGAGAAGUUGGACGAGAGGGAAGCUGAGCUGUCCAGGAGGAGCAGCGAGGAUAAUGUGGAGUACAUUCCUCUCUCCAAGAAAACGGUGGUCGUCCUGAAGAAGGAGCUAGCACAAAAAACUGAAGCACUGAACAAAGCACUUAAGAGGGAGAAUGAACUGAAGAUAACUUUGGCAGAGCUACAGUCAUUGCUAUCUGAGCUGGAGGGUCACAAUGAAGGUCAGGCUGCUAAUAUUGAGUCCCUGACUGCCACUCUGAAGACCAAGGAUGAGAUUAUCAAUGUUCUCCACCAGCGCCUCGGUCAGAGAGGGGACAGUCGGGCUGAUCAUACCCAGGAUCAGGUCAUUGGCCAUGGCAUGGAGAGAUCACUCCCUGGGCUCCCUCAGAGAGAGAGGACCAUGAUUGGUGGAGACAGUCAGCAAGAAGCUUUGCCCAACCUUAUAGCCUUGCAACAGGAGCACGAUGCUCUGAACAAAGCCCUGAGAGCCGAACAACAGCUCUACUCCAGCCUGGUCAGGACUGUAAAGGAGCAGGACAGUGCCCAGCGUCUCCAUGCUCUGCAACUGGAGCUGGCAGCAGUGCAGCUCCUCAGGCAGCAGCUGGAGGACAGCAUCAAAACUAAUGAGGAGCUAAGGGAUGACUUGGAGAGAGAGAUACACAGAGCCAAACUCAGAGAAGGUAUGGACCUGAUUGAUCCUAAAGAACUGGAGAGCAUGAGACAUCAGCUGGAAGAUGCACAACGCUGGAAUGCCUCUCUGCAGGCUCGCUUAGGAGCCAUACAGAACCGUGGAGGAGGGGUUGGUGGAGCCAUUGAUGGUGGUGACACUUUGAGUUUCAUUGGAGAUCAGACUUCCUACAUGAGUAUCUGUGUGGGAGAGGGGCAAGAUGACAGCUUGUCUCUGCUGUCUGCACAGGAGCUCAGGCAGAAGGUGCUGGAGCUGCAGGAUUGUGUCAGCAGACUGCAGACUUUAAACAGCGAGCUGCAGAACCGGCUGUCACUGUUGGAGAAGUCAGACCAGGACGCUUACGACAAAGACCACAAAGACGUGGCCAGCAGUAGCCCCUGGAAACAGCAGCUUGAGAAGACGCAGGAGAUGCAGCCUGUGGCUCACAGUAAGAGGACGCAUCACCGUGGUCAGGACAAAGAGAGUCAGACAGACAUCAAAAUAGGACAGAUGGUGUCUGGAAAGAUGUUGGUUGAUAUGAGUAUGGACAGUGGCUUUGGCCAGAGUAGAGAGCAUGCUCAGUCUGGUAAUGACACCUUGGACACUGCAGAUAAAGAUUCUAGGGAGAGGAACACAGAUGCAAUGGCACUUAAAUCUCUGCUGACUGAUAGUGGGGCUACAUCCGUCUCACACCUCAGAGAGGAGCUGCUCAGACUUAGAUCAGAAAAUGCAGAGCUGCGGGGUCUCCUGAAAGAACAAAAGUCUACCGAAUGUAAAGAGAAAGAGAGCACAGAUGCCUCAGGGAACAGCAGUGAUGGACAGGCUGAAUUGAGAAAGAGUGUGGAAACCCUGCAGGCAGAGUCAAAUCAUCCCUCUAAGGUCAUCAGUCUGUCGAAGGAGGUGUUAGAUGAGGAGACGCCUGUCACCACUGAGCUAAUUGUCAGCACCACAGGGGACAUUGGGAGUCCACAAACUAAAGGCCAGUCACACAGCAAGAGUACAGUGCAGCAUGUCGCAAGGCAUGGGGCUGGUGUCAGAUCUCGCCUCCCAGUCCCUUUGAGGCCGAGAGGGGAGUCUAGCAGCAGCAGGCAGUCUGACCAUCUGAAAACUCAUGCACUUCAGCACAAUCAUUUGGAUGAUGUCUAUGGGUCUGACCAGCAACUGCACAUCGACUCUGACUCCCCCAUGUCACCCCAGCACAGCACUUCCCCUUCUUCCACACUGAGGUAUGCACAUCGUAGCGGCAGUCCGGUUGGUUCAGAGAAGGCCUCUGAAGCCAUAACAACACUGGAUCACACCCAAGACGACUCCGUUCUUUUCACUCAACUGGAGCUUCUCCACCAAGAGUGUCAGGAGAAAGAGACCCUGAUCCAUAAGCUAAGUGAGCAGCUAGCUGAUUGGGAAGAGCUCCAUGCUCAGAUCCAGGAAAAGGAAAGGCUAAAUCGCCAGUAUGUGGAGGCCUUGCAGGCUGCAGAAUCCACUAUUGCUUACCUGACCGCCUGCAGUCUGGACAGCCAGGGAGGAUUUGGAUCGCACACCAGUUCGUGCACAGGUCCUGGCUCUUUGGGUUCAGAUGCUGUCCUGUACAGCAGAUGCACAGAGCUGCAAAAAGCACUGCAGGAGAAGGAAGAGCUCAACAGCCAGCUUAUAGAGCUCCUUAACAUGGUGGAGAAAUCCAUCACCUCCCCUGACAGCCAAGAAAGAAAUCCAGAAACCAGUGAUUUAUGUUUGAAAAUAGAGACGGCCUUGACGCAGGUCAACGCGUCUUCAAGUAGACCAAGAGGUGUUUUUGGAAGCACAGAGGACUCUAUGCAGGAGUUGCAACAACAUGCAGACUCUUUGCAGGAGGCACUGAGCGAGCAGAAUAGGCUUAAUGCUGAGCUGCAAGAAAAACUGAGAGCUGCAGACGCUGCUGCUCAACAUGGCUACAACGGUAACAGUGCAGAGUCACUUAAGGAAAGGGAGUCAAAUGAACACCAGUGGGGAGUGGGAAGUUCUGAUAAUGUCAGUUUAAAUCAGGAGAUGACCAAAGUUCUACUGAACUGUCUUAGUGCAGCAGAGUCUGCCGUUGCUUCUCUGGCAGCACACUGUACAAAUACCAGCUCCUUAGCUUCUGGCAGGUCAUCACAGAUCAGCCCUGACCUGCAAAUUAAUUUAGACAAACUUCAGAGAGCACUGCAGGAGAGGAAGGAACUGGGAGAACCCACCCAGUCAACCGCCAUAUCCAGCGGCAAUCAGUCCGCCGCAACAUCUGGGACAAAGGGACAACUUCACCAAGAGCUCCAUAACAACCUCUGCUGCCUCUACAAGGUCUUCAGUGAUCACUGUCAGAGAAUCUCUGAACUCCAGGCUUCCUUACAAGAAGACAGGGGCCGUAGAGAGGAGAGCAAGGACCACAGGACAGUGCAGGAUGCCAAGGGAUUACCACCGAGUGUUCAGGUCCAACUGGAGACUCUCCACAAGGCACUGAGGGAAAAGAAGAAAGCAUGUAAGAGCCUGGAAGAGAAAUUGGCCACUGCUCUUACCAACACAUCUUCCCCUGAAACUGCUAGGAAAGCUCUGGAUCAGGAUGACAAAGGCGUGCAGGUGGAUUUGCAGGACCUGGGUUACGAAACCAGUGGCAAGAGUGAGAACGAUAGGGAAGAGAGCAGUAGCACAGAUCUAGAGGUUGGUGUGAAACCUAGCUGCAGUGCCUCUAGCCUGCCUUCCUUGCUGAAACACGAGCAGGCCACAUUCUCCUCUACUGAAAACCUGGACUCAACCUCCAGCACCCCGUACCCAAGUUCCCCAGCGCUCAGCUCAGCCAAGGUCAGUCUGAAAAGCCUGCAGGUCUAUGAUGAGUACGGCGUUUCUGAGGACCCUCUCCAGCUAAAGGGACAAGUCAGAGAGCUGAAGGUCCAGCUGGAAACCCAGACCAAACUCAUCCUCCAAAUGCAAAGUCUUCUGCGUAGGAACUCUCUCUCCAGUGACCUAUUUGCCAGCACCUCUGAUCCCUCAACUGUCCGGGAUCAAGAAGGGACACAGAGAGAGGACCACAGCCAAGACAGAAGCGGGCAGCUAAGGGAGAAAAAGGAGGGGGAGAGCCAGGCGAUGAAGGAUAAAACCAGACGUCUGAGUAUGGAACUGGAAAGAGAGAGGACACUGAACAGAAACAUGAGUGAACAGCUGCAGCAGACCCGCAGCCGCUCUACUUCACCUGCAAGACUGGACUCCCUGGUGCAGUCACAGGCCAGGGAGCUGUCACAACUGAGGCAGCAGAUCAAGGAGAGCCGCAGGCUGGGAGCCCUGCAGCGUCGGCAGCUGGAGGAGCUGAGCAAGGCCUUCAAGGAGCUGCUGCAGGACAGCCAAGUUGACUACUAUAUGGGAGAGGUGGUCAAAGAGCAGCUGGACAAGAGCCUGGGCAUUCUGGACAAGCUUGAGGGACGGCUGGACAAAGGAGAGUCUCAUCUGGAUAAUGAGGAUGUGGCAGCUCUGGAAUUGUCUCGCAGGUUGGCUAAAGAGCUGCAGGAGAAGAACCGUGUGAUUCAGAGCCUGCAGAGCCAGUUAAGAGGCCAAAGUCCCAGCAGCCACCACAGCUCUCACUCUGAUCUGUACCACUCAGACAGGACUUCCUCCUCUUGCUACAGCAGCCCGACCACACAGGGUGGCAGUCGAGCACACAGCCAGCGACACCUCACCGACUGGACAGGAGCGGCUGUCCCUCCCGUAGGAGGAGCUCAGGAGGAAGGUGUGUCCAGUGCGAGCAGACUGCAGGGCCUGCAGAGGGAGAACGGCCGACUGCAGGAGCAGCUGAGGGGCAGCGAGGAGCUCAACGCCACCCUGCGCAGUGAACUGGACCUGCAUCGCUCGAUUAUGGCCCAGACCAGCUCCCACCAUCAGGAGCAGGAUCACAACCACGACCAGGACAGAUCAGGGCCCCAGACGGACACUCAAAAACGAGACGGAGACGCUGGCUCACAGAAAAACGCUGCUGAACCGCCUUGCGCGAUGAAUUCAGACUUGCUGGGAGAACACCUACAGGAGAUCCGAGCUUUGCGGCAGCGGCUGGAGGAGAGCAUUCGCACCAACGACCGUCUCAGGGAACAGCUGGAGAAGAGACUAGCCGAGGUGGAGAAAGACCCAGCCACCAACAUCUUCAUCCACGGCAACGAGGAGCAGGGUCAGCUGGCCAAUGAGUUGCGAUUCCUCUGGGGACAAAACCAAGCCCUGAAGGAUCAGCUCAACAUGGGGUCUAGAGACAAGCAGAAGGAGAACGAGAAGCUACGGGAGACUCUGGCACGGCGGACGGCCAAACUGGAGCAGAGCAGGAAGGAGUGCGAAACUCUGAGGCAAGAAAACAGUCGGCUGCAGGAGAGGCUGGAGCACAGCAGCCAAGAAAACGCACAGCUGCAAGACACAUUGCACUACAGCAAGGAGGAGUUCCACAGGCUGCAGUGUGAGGUGAAGCUCCAGAGGCAGCAGCUGUCUGACUCUCAGCAUCUUCUGCAGUCACUGCGGGUGGAGCUGCAAGUUUACGAAAAGAUCAAGACCGAAUCUCAGAAACACAACGAAUCCGGCGAGUCGACCCAGGAGCCCGUCUCCGUCCCUCCCUCCGGCUCAGUGGACCUGAAUGAGCUGCUGCUGGAGAUCAGACACCUGAGGCUGCAGCUGGAGAGGAGCAUCCAGACCAACACGGCCCUGCGACAGAGGCUGGAGGAGCAGCUGCUCAGAGGACCCAACCGCUCUGAAACCAUCAACAUCAACUACCUGCUGUCCUCUCCAGACGAAGGAGGCAGGUCACCAGGGCGGGAAGGCUGCGAUCCUCUCCGUCACUCAUUUCAGAGUCACGAGUACACCAGUGUCCUCCACGAGGAGAAACGUCGCGCUCAUUCGGAGGUUGACAAAGGAUCCGUCAGCAGCAGCUCCGGCGAAAGCGUCUCUGGUGCCCCCUCUCGCCUGGUGCCAGGCCACAGGAUGUGGGCCAAUCGCAACGGCCGCCAUAUUUUGGGUCUGAUUGAGGACUACAGUGCCCUGCGCAAGCAGAUUUCAGAGGGCCGUAAGCUGUCACACGGCAUGGACGCACAACUGCAAGAGUGUCUGCACACAUUCAGUCAGCAGGGCUCCGACAACAGGGUGAUGGAACAGCAGUAUCUGAAGAGUCUGUCCGGCAGCAUGAGCACCAUGCAGCACGUGUUGGAUGAGGCUGGUCGACUGCUCAAACUGGUGUGGAGGGUCUCUUUGCCGGCUGGUAACACGGCAGGGGACAGCGGCAACAACCAGCAGGAUGAGCUGCUGAAAAACGAGAUAGCCAGACUGAAGAGCAGGCUGUCACAGCAGGAGAGGAUGCUGAGCGGAGCCGUUAAACGCCUCCGAACAACCAACCAGCUCAAAGAGGGAAUGGAAAGAGUCAUCAUCGAUCAGUUGUGUCUAACCCACGGAGUCUUGAAGAAAGCCAGGGGGAAUUUAGAGACAAAUUACUGUACCCUCAUUGGCCUGAAAGGCUUGUCUGGAGGACCAGACGAAGGAGGUCCCAGUAAAUGGCCAGUAGGGGACACUACAGACCCACAGCCUGAGCAGAUAAAUGUCCCUGUUUGUAAACGGACUGCUGGCAGACACUCUGAAUCCUCAGAGGAUCACAAUAGUGAUGCUUCGUUACACUGCAGCUACUAAAUCUGCUGCUACACUGCUUUUGAUAAUGUUAGCUACCUAAUGUUCAUCAGGCCUUCUCCUGCCUUUCUGUCCUGCUGUAAAACUGUCACCUUAUUCUCCUGAUAUCAAGCCUUUUUGUACUACAAUUGCACAUGACUUGCCUAUAAUUUGAUUUAUUUUAGGUACUGAAGUUGUAAAAAAAUCUUUUUAAAAGAAAAUGCCUUUGUAAAUAGUAGUUCCUGCGAUUUAAGUUUCCUUUAUUCUUUUUAUAUGAUGCAUAUAAGAACAUGAAAAUGUAUUUUAUUACUGACUUUAUUGUUUUUACUUUAAUUGGUUCAGGCCUCCUGUGUGUUAAAGGAAUUAUGUGCAAAUGCAGUAAAGACAAAAGUUUAAUGACGAAAUCCAA
Messenger RNA from Dicentrarchus labrax (European seabass), 9566 nucleotides. RefSeq names its product CDK5 regulatory subunit associated protein 2 (gene cdk5rap2). The coding region runs from base 167 to 9181 and encodes 3004 amino acids. The transcript has 43 exons. Gene Ontology annotation, cellular component: microtubule organizing center. The record is from RefSeq and is a predicted model, not a curated record. NCBI's taxonomy places the organism in Eukaryota, Metazoa, Chordata, Actinopteri, Moronidae.